CCAACAGACAACAACACUUGCAUCUUCCUCUUUUCAAGUUUCAACCACCAAAGAAAUCCUCCAUCAAUGGCUGCCGCUGCUAGCUCCACCACCGUGGUCCAAGCCACACCCUUCUUGGGUCAAACUAGACCAUCUAGCCUCAACCCCUUAAGAGAUAUGGUCUCUAUGCCUAGUGCCAAAUACACCAUGGGAAAUGACUUGUGGUAUGGACCUGACCGUGUGAAGUACUUGGGACCCUUCUCGGCUCAGACCCCAUCUUACUUGACGGGUGAAUUCCCGGGUGACUAUGGUUGGGACACAGCAGGUUUGUCAGCUGAUCCCGAGGCUUUUGCCAAGAAUCGGGCUCUUGAGGUCAUCCAUGGACGAUGGGCCAUGCUUGGUGCCCUGGGGUGCAUCACACCCGAGGUGCUUGAAAAGUGGGUGAAAGUGGAUUUCAAGGAGCCAGUUUGGUUCAAGGCCGGCGCCCAGAUUUUCUCUGAAGGUGGUCUGGACUACCUUGGGAACCCGAACCUUGUCCAUGCUCAGAGCAUAUUGGCAGUUCUCGGGUUCCAGGUAGUCCUGAUGGGCCUUGUUGAGGGGUUCCGUAUUAACGGGCUUGAGGGGGUUGGAGAUGGUAACAAUCUGUAUCCAGGUGGGCAAUAUUUUGACCCGUUGGGACUAGCGGAUGACCCGGUGACCUUCGCAGAGUUGAAGGUGAAAGAGAUCAAGAAUGGAAGAUUGGCUAUGUUUUCCAUGUUUGGGUUCUUUGUGCAAGCAAUAGUGACAGGCAAAGGCCCAUUGGAGAACCUUUUGGACCAUUUGGACAACCCUGUGGCUAACAAUGCAUGGGUCUACGCCACAAAGUUUGUGCCUGGCUCUUAGACUUAUUAGCCUUUGCAUUGUUGUUGUAACCUCAAGUUUGUGGUAAAAAUUGUGUAGAUUAUUAUAAGUUAGUUAUAUAUAUUAUGGUGUUUAUUUGGUCAAUUUCAUGAAUUGAAAUAAUAAAAAAUAAAAAGCACUGGUGCGUGGAGCAUUCA
Helianthus annuus (common sunflower) is the source of this 1016-nucleotide messenger RNA. Its product is annotated as chlorophyll a-b binding protein 13, chloroplastic. Lineage: Eukaryota; Viridiplantae; Streptophyta; Magnoliopsida; Asterales; Asteraceae. The transcript has 2 exons. The record is from RefSeq and is a predicted model, not a curated record. The coding region runs from base 67 to 861 and encodes 264 amino acids. Gene Ontology annotation, biological process: photosynthesis, light harvesting in photosystem I; response to light stimulus. Gene Ontology annotation, cellular component: plastoglobule; chloroplast thylakoid membrane; chloroplast envelope.